AAUGGCUGACUUGGCGGGAUUGAAUAUGGAAGGGGCACAGAAAAGCUUUGUUGGUUGUCUUUCAACUGUUUUAGAAUUAACAAAAAUUUCUGAACAAAAAUGCAUUCGUAUAUCUCGUCAGUCAAAAAUAGUGCUAUUGAGGCACUUUCUGAAAUCGAUCGGCAAGAAAAAAGCUAAUAUAGUUGUUGAUCAGUUCCUUCGUUCUCAGAAAUUAGGAAAGAAGAAACUGAGGAAAACCAGUUAUUUGGAUGUGGAUCAACUUAUAUCAAUCAUAUCGGAAAAUGUUAAAGAUUUCCCUUCUGCUCAUAAACUAUUGGAAGUGUUAGAUGAUAAACUAAGCCAUAAUAUACAACUGAAUUUGAAAAACUUUCGUAAUUCGAAACUCAGGAAGUAUAGAGAAAAAGAAAAUCCAUUCUAUGGUCUAUCUCUAUCAGAAUGGACAAAAAAAAUAAAUGAAAUUUGUAAUGAUCCUGGUAAAUUAUAUGUUGAAAAUGACAUUGAUAAGGAGACCCCACCAAUGACUAAUUUUAAAUUUAUUAAUGAAUAUGUCCCUGGCUCAAACGUGGAAAUAACGAAUAAAGCCAUAAUAGGAUGUUCCUGUAAAACCUGUGAUUCGAAAUCUGGAUGUUGCCCCACGCAGGCUGGUACUGAUUUUAUGUAUGAUAAAAAUGGGCAUGUUAAAUAUCAACCUGGACGGCCAAUUUAUGAAUGCAAUAGCCUUUGUCCAUGUAGUAGAAAGUGUAGAAAUAGAGUAGUUCAAAGAGGUAGAAGUAUACCUUUAAUUAUAUCUCGUACCAAAAAUAAAGGUUGGGGAAUCAAAACGAAGCAAGCUAUAUCCCCUGGAUCUUUUGUUUGUGAAUAUAUAGGAGAAGUUAUAACUACGGAGGAAGCUGAAAAAAGGGAAGAAUUAUACAAAGUUGAGAGAAACACUUAUUUAUUUGAAUUAGACUUUGCCGACGAUGAAAAUAAACCGAAGUAUGUUAUUGACGCAGCUUUUAAAGGAAAUUGUUCUCCUAAUCUCGGUGUCUAUCCAGUUUAUAUUGAAAACUUAGACAUUCAUAUGCCAAGAUUGGCUUUUUUCGCUAUUCGAGAAAUUUCAUCGGGCGAAGAAUUAACUUUUGAUUAUCAAAAUAUGGCGAUUAGAAAACAAAAAGAAGCAAUUAAAGUAGAAAAUGCUAUCGAUCUCAAUUUGCCUGAUGUUGAACAAAUGCUUGCUGAAUCAGCAUCAACAUCUCCCAUAAAAAGUCGUUUGGGUUCUAUUAGAUGUCUUUGUGGUGAAUCAAACUGCCGAAAAUAUAUCUUUAAUUUAUAUUUUGGCAAGAGACUAGCAGACGACGUUUUGAAAGUUCUCCCAUUUACUUUAAAUAUGGACAGUCGCAGCUUAAACUCUCCAAUAAAUGAGAGUGAUGAGCGCGAAUCUUUGAUAAGGAAUAGGGGAGAACGAUCCUCAGACUCCAUAGGAUCAACAGAUCAUCCAAGACGAAGAUCCGUUGUUGAAUGGGUACGAAACGCAGUUAAUUUUAGAAGAAGAAAUAAUUACUCAAGCUUCUAUGAGAGAAUAGAUGGAGAUAAUGUUUCCAGCUUUUCAAGCAACUCAACAGAUGAUCAGGAACACACCCAUGAGAUUGAAACUAAAUAUGAGAGUUUAGACUACGAUCCUUGCGAAAACAACUUAUAUAUUGCUGAAGAAUGUGAAACUGGUUACAGAGACUAUCUUUUUAAAAAUUUUGCCCGAUGGAUCGUUAUGUUUUUCAUUGGGGUUAUAACUGCUCUUAUAGCUUGUUUUAUAGAUUUCACUAUAUCUUUAUUAGCUGGAUUAAAAUAUCGAACAAUUAAGGCGUUGGCGGAUUCUUGUGUGAUUGACGUUUGUAUGGGUCAACCUUUAAUUGUAUGGAUAGCUCUAAAUAUUGCUUUUGUUAGCAUCUCAGCAUUUUUAGUAGCGGUAGUUGAACCUGUUGCAGCAGGUUCCGGUAUUCCUCAGAUUAAGUGUUACUUAAAUGGUGUACUAAUUCCUAAAGUUGUUAGGUUAAAGACUCUAUUUUGCAAAGUAAUAGGUGUAACAUUAUCUGUCGUUGGUGGUUUAGCCAUAGGCAAAGAAGGACCUAUGAUUCAUUCCGGUUCUGUUGUGGCGGCUGGAAUUUCACAAGGGCGUUCCAGUACUUUCGGAAAGGAUUGCCAUUUUUUUAAAUUUUUUAGAACAGAUCAUGAAAAACGAGAUUUCGUUAGUGGUGGUGCUGCUGCUGGUGUCGCAGCCGCUUUUGGUGCUCCAAUUGGAGGUGUCCUGUUCAGUUUAGAAGAAGGAGCCAGUUUUUGGAAUCAAAGUCUUACUUGGCGUAUAUUUUUUGCUUCAAUGGUUUCGACAUUCACUUUAAAUAUUGUUCAGAGUUUUAUAAAAGGUCACCCAUUUUUUUUAUCAUAUUCUGGAUUAAUCAAUUUCGGUACGUUUGGUGACGAUGUUCAGUUUCACAUGCAGGAAUUAUUAAUUUAUAUACCCAUGGCAAUUUUUGGCGGACUAAGUGGAGCCUUAUUUAAUAAGAUUAACCAUGAUUUAACUGUAUUUCGAGCAAAAUAUUUAAAAAAAUGGUACUUGAAAAUGCUUGAAGCUAUGAUUGUUGCUGCUACAACAUCCUUAGUGUCGUUUGUAUUAAUCUAUUCUACUCAGGAUUGUCAGGCUUUAGGCAAGGAUCAUACAGAUGUCCCUCUACAAAUGUAUUGCGGAGAUGGUGAAUAUAACUCAGUAGCUGCUCUCUGGUUAAGAACGCCGGAAGAAUCAGUUAAGAGCUUCUUUCACGAUCCUCCAGGUUCAUUCAGAAUUCCAACUGUACUCUGUUUUACCAUAGUAUAUUUCUUCCUUGCAACUUGGACUUAUGGACUAUCGGUCCCAAGUGGAUUAUUUAUUCCAUCUCUCUUGACUGGUGCUGCUUGGGGUAGAUUGGUGGCGAUAUUACUAAAUAUGGCAUUCCCAAACUCCACUUCCUUCGAUGCCGGUAAACUAUCUUUAGUGGGAGCUGCUGCACAACUAGGAGGAAUUGUUCGAAUGACAAUUAGCUUAACAGUAAUUUUAAUGGAGGCAACGGGUAAUAUUUCUUUCGGUCUACCUUUAAUGAUAACUUUAAUGAUAGCGAAAUGGGUUGGCGAUUUAUUCAAUGAAGGUCUAUACGAUAUCCAUAUCGAAUUGGCUAAAGUUCCCAUACUUAGUUGGGAAGCACCUGCCUUUACUUCCGAUAGAUCAGCUGAAUCUGUUAUGUCUAAGGAUGUUCAGUGCAUAAAUAAAAUUGAAAAGGUGUCUUCAGUUCUUGGACUAUUAUAUGAUGAACCUCACAGUGGUUUUCCUGUUGUAGACAAAGACGGAACUCUGAGGGGUUUCGUUCUUAGAUCGCAGCUUCUUGUUCUUUUAAAACAUAAAAUGUUCUAUCAAGAAGAAACUGAUAGAUCAAAUUUGCCAGAACUUAGGCAACAUCAUUUUCGACAACUAAGUCCUCAUUGGAAAAACCAGAAGGAUUAUCUUCGAAAAAUUGUAAUUAGCGAAGAAGAAAAAAGCUUUCUACUGGAUUUGACUCCUUUUAUGAAUCCUUCGCCAUACGCUGUGUCUCUAUCUGCAUCUUAUCCAAGAAUGUUUAAACUAUUUAGAGGGUUGGGUUUAAGGCAUUUAGUAGUUGUUGAUACAAAGAAUAAGGUUGUUGGUAUUGUCACAAGAAAAGAUUUGGCGAGAUAUAAAUUUAUCACUAAAGGAUUCCAAGGACGUGUUCACCAAUUAGCUUUUUCAACGACAACAGAAGAGCAAGCUUGA
Messenger RNA from Dimorphilus gyrociliatus, 3790 nucleotides. The record is from the annotation of a GenBank genome assembly. NCBI's taxonomy places the organism in Eukaryota, Metazoa, Annelida, Polychaeta, Dinophilidae.